Messenger RNA from Candidozyma duobushaemuli, 2559 nucleotides. It is a transcript of the gene OSH3, whose product is annotated as oxysterol-binding protein related protein. The record is from RefSeq and is a predicted model, not a curated record. Gene Ontology annotation, cellular component: plasma membrane; perinuclear endoplasmic reticulum; cytosol. The transcript has a single exon. Gene Ontology annotation, molecular function: sterol binding. Lineage: Eukaryota; Fungi; Ascomycota; Pichiomycetes; Serinales; Metschnikowiaceae. The coding region runs from base 1 to 2559 and encodes 852 amino acids. Gene Ontology annotation, biological process: maintenance of cell polarity; endocytosis; ER to Golgi ceramide transport.
AUGGACACUUUGGAGAUUCAUUCCAAAGACUUCCUUGUCAAAUGGAUCCACGCUGUCGACAAUUCUUCUAUUGUGUGGCAAGUCAAACCGUUGAAGAAGUCGAUCAACUUCUCCAUCUACAAGCGAGCGACCAUUAGCGAGAAUGACUCACUGAAUGAUAACAGCGCAACUCAUGACGAUCUUGAUGAUGAUCAGGUUCAGGAAAGUACGGCUCACUCCAAUGGUCCAUUGAAUGAGCAAGCGUCCGACGUGUCCCGCUUGAGGUCAGGUUCUGUCGCCUCGGUGAAUCAAAUCACGCAGCUGAACUCUCUCAGAAAUAAAUCAAGAUCUACGACCUUCUCAAACAGCUUGAAUGGCUCCAACUUGGUUCUUGUGAAGGACUAUUACAAACUUGUCCCUGGUGAGCUUGUAAGAGGGCACUUCAAUGUCGAAAAGGAGGGAAUGUAUGCUUUCAUUUUUGACAACUCUUUUUCAAAGGCUGUCAGCAAGAAAGUUUUGUUUAGUGCUAAACUUGUCAGCAAUGUCGACACGUCGUCUAUCCCAGUUUCUGAAGAAGGUGACCAUUUGAGAGAGCCACUGGGGGUGACGGGGGAUACCUCUGGUGGAAACCGCCGCAUGCAGCUGCUGGAUGGUGAGGUCAUGAUGACUACGUUUCUCAAAAGGAGAAGAAAAAAGCUUCAGGGUUUUACCAAGAGAACCUUUGUGUUAGAUCUCAAGUACAGCACAUUAUCGUACUUUAAACUCAACGACAAUAAAUUGAGAGGCCAGAUGCCAAUCAUCCACUCUAUUGUCAGUGCAAAUGCAAAAACUAGGGAAAUUUUCAUUGAUUCUGGAAUGGAAGUCUGGGAUCUCAAGGCACUCAACCAAGAGGACUUUGAGGCUUGGGUAGAUGCUUUUGACAAGGUAAAGAAAGGCUCUUAUGAGGGCUCCUCAGAAAAGCCGACAUCCUUUAAACCUAUUGACGGAAGUACAACCGCCGGUAUUCCUCAACUCAGUGAAAUCAACCAGCAAUUGACAAACUUGUUGAAGGGAAGUCAUAAUAUGAGCCGUGAUCAGCUAGAAUUCCGGUUGCAAGAAAUCUCAACUAGCUUACAAUAUUUGACUACGUCGAAGAGUCAGAUUGAUGGCGAAUUGACCCCAGUUCUUUCGAACUCUGAAUUCUUUGAUGCCGAAGAAACAUUGGAAACAUCAUCUCGAGGUGUGGUUUUGAUGGAUGGUGCUGACCGCAGGCAACAAUCGGAGGAUGAUGAUGAGGAAGAGCAUGAGGAGUCCGAUCUGUCUUCAGAUUCAGAUUCGGAGGAUCUUCCCGCUCCCUCUGUAUCAAAAGCUGACGCUACCCCACCUCAUGAGGGCGAGGAUAUGGACGGUCCUCUUUACCCGUUGCCUUUGGAUCCAAUCACUAGGGAUCCAGAUAUUCCAGUUUGCGAUCAUGAGCCACCAAACUUACUCUCCUUCGUCAGAAAAAAUGUUGGGAAAGAUCUCUCUUCCAUCGCGAUGCCUGUGAGUAUGAAUGAACCCAUCAAUAUACUCCAAAAGUAUGCUGAGCAAUUGGAGUACUCUGAGAUGAUCGACAAUGCACUUGAUGGAACCUAUCCCGAGGACUCCGGUGAGCUCAUACUUAGAAUUGCAGCCUUUGCCGUGAGCAAUUUGUCUUCGUUUCGAAAAAAGGUCAGAAGCAUUCGGAAACCCUUCAAUCCACUUUUAGGAGAAACCUUCGAAUUGGUGAGAGAGGACAAAGGCUUCAGACUCAUUAGUGAAAAAGUUUCGCACAAGCCGCCAGUCUUUGCAGUGUUUGCGGAGUCAGAUCAGUGGGCAUUUGGCUUCUCUGCUUCGCCAUCUCAGAAAUUCUGGGGUAAGACGUAUGAAGUGAGCACCAAAGGUACAAUGAAACUUUCUAUUAAGUCCACAGGUGAAGUUUUCACCUGGUCACAACCCACUAGUCUUUUGAAGAAUAUCAUCGCUGGAGAAAAGUACACGGAGCCAUCUCUGUCGAUCGUUAUCAAAUCCAGCUCUGGUCAGAAAGCAGUGGUUGAUUUCACGAAGGGUGGCAUGUUCAGUGGUCGGUCUGAGGAUCUCACAAUCAAGGCUUACAACUCUGCCAAGAAGCAGUUGCCUUACACGGUUGUUGGAAAAUGGACAGAGAGCAUGGUUCUCAAAACAAAUAAUACGGAAAAAGAGAUUUGGACUGCUGGGAACCUUCUUCCACAAUGUGAGAAGAAAUUCGGAUUCACAGAGUUUGCGGGUACUUUGAACAAAAUAACGUCCAUUGAGAAGAACAAUCUUCCUCCAUGCGACUCGAGAUUGAGACCAGAUAUGAGGGCUUAUGAGGUGGGCGAUGUCUCCAAAGCCGAAGAAUUGAAGAUUCAAUUAGAAGAAGACCAAAGGUCGCGCCGUGCAGAAAUGGAGCUGGCUGGCAAGACCCACAAGCCCUUGUUCUUCAAGCAAGUUGGAGACACUUCCCAAGCUGAUACUGGAGAAUGGAUUUACGAUGCGGGCGUCAACAGCUAUUGGAAUAGGAGAUCAAAACAGAACUGGAGUGGUGUCCAGCUGUUGUGGUAA